UAAAGUCUCAGUUCCAUUAACCUUCAAAAUUUUCCGAUUAUAUGGGCUGCAAUAUAAGCCUGGCCCAUUUAAACAACGUUGCGACACGUGUAGGCGACCACGUUCUUCACGUUCCUUAACACCUUCCUUUCUCACUUAGGAAAAUUCUUCAAACUACGAAGAAUAACAGAUUCAGAUCUAAACCUUUGAUCCACCGAUCUAAACAAUGGCUCUCGAAUGGGUUGUGCUAGGCUACGCCGCAGCUGCCGAAGCGAUCAUGAUCGUGCUUCUCACGAUGCCGGGGCUCGACGGACUCCGCAAGGGACUCGUCGCCGUCACGCGCAACCUCCUCAAACCGUUUCUCUCCAUCGUCCCGUUCUGUCUCUUCCUGUUGAUGGACAUCUACUGGAAGUACGAGACGAUGCCUUCGUGCGACGGAGAUUCGUGCACGCCGUCGGAGCACCUCCGUCACCAGAAAUCGAUGAUGAAAUCGCAGAGAAACGCGAUUUUGAUUGCGGCCGCGCUUGUGUUUUACUGGAUCUUGUUUUCGGUUACUCAUCUUGUGGUGAAGAUCGAGCAGCUUAACCAGAGGGUUGAGAGGCUCAAGAACAAGGAUUGAUCCGUCGUCUCAGGUGGAUUCUAGUGUAAUGCCUUUUCGGUUUUACUGUUUGCUGUUUCAGUGCUUUUGAUUUUGUGCGUUUGUUUUCUGGACAUUGAAUUACUUUUAUAAGCUUGUUUGCAUUGAGAUUGAGUUAUAAUCGUCUCUUCAGUGACUCAUUGGUUUUAUUGAAAUCAGCAUUGGUUGAUCCUAUGACACACUAAGACAUAGCUUAGGCUGCAGUUUUGAUAAUCAGGUAAAUU
Molecule: messenger RNA, 840 nt
Organism: Eruca vesicaria subsp. sativa (arugula)
Lineage: Eukaryota; Viridiplantae; Streptophyta; Magnoliopsida; Brassicales; Brassicaceae
Source: the annotation of a GenBank genome assembly